Catharus ustulatus (Swainson's thrush) is the source of this 2023-nucleotide messenger RNA. It is a transcript of the gene OXNAD1, whose product is annotated as oxidoreductase NAD binding domain containing 1. The transcript is spliced from 8 exons. Lineage: Eukaryota; Metazoa; Chordata; Aves; Passeriformes; Turdidae. The record is from RefSeq and is a predicted model, not a curated record. Gene Ontology annotation, cellular component: mitochondrion. The coding region runs from base 850 to 1806 and encodes 318 amino acids. Gene Ontology annotation, molecular function: oxidoreductase activity.
CCGCACGCCGGUCGGAAGCGGUGGCCGGGCCGUCCUCUGCGGCCGAUGGCGCUGCUGGUUCCAGCCCUGGCCUCCUGCCCGGCUAUCCCAGGGGCUGCGGGAGAGCGGCCGGGCACUGCCGCGACCUUGUCCUUGUCCCUUGCCCUUGUCCCUGCCCUGUCCCUUGUCCUUGUGCUUCCCCUGCCCCUUGGCGCCUCAGUGCCGGCCCGCCCCAGCUGGGCGCAGGCUGCCGUCCCCCAACGCUCUCCUCCGAGCUCUCACCGUGUUCCCCACACUCUUGGGAAAAGGGGGAAAGCUUCCUUUUCUGUAAUUACUUUUGCAGGAAGGACUGUUUGUCUAAAGAAGUGUUUUACUGAGGGACAGCUUUUGAAAAUACACUUCCUGUGCUGCUUCCUUUCUGCCCCCCCUCUGCACUCUCUUGCAUUAACCUACCUAGUAAUUUGCACUUAAGUGUGAUGGGGGUGAUGUAAAAGUAGUUCUCCCUUCGGAUAGUGGAAUUAGUGAUGUGGGAUUGGGGGAAAGAAGAGAUGCAGACGUUUAUCUCAAGAGAUACUAUCCCAGGGCCAGUGGAGAGGAUGGAGAAUGAAUGGCUCAUUGGUUUUAAGUGAGAAGAGGAAGAAGUCGUGAAAAGUAGUGCUUGUUUUGCUCUGUGGAGCAAAGGAGGUUUAUAAAAAUAUGUAAACAUGUGAAAGGUGGGUGUCAAGAGGAUGGAGCCAGGCUCUUGGGGGUGCCAACCACUAGGACAAGAAGCUACACCUGAAUAUGAGGAAGAACUUCUUUACUGUGUGAGCGACCAGGCACUGGAACAGAUUGCCCAGAGGAACUAGUGAUUCUGAAGACUACCUGGUCAUGAUGGCUCAUGCUACUAUUUAUGUGGGUUGCACUGUUCCUCUGUUACUGAAAGGUGCUCAGAGCAGACUUUUUCCCUCUCAUUCUCCAUUGGGGGUGUUGAGACACUCUGCUUUUUGUUACUGCACAGGAAACGGCACAAUAAAAUCAAAAAGGAAAAUGGAUCACCUAGAGAGGACAGCAAAUAAUUUUCGACAGGAGGUAAUUACACAAGCAAAAGUGUGUGGAAUCACCAAUGAAUCAGAGACAGUCAAAAGGCUUCGUUUAGCAAUUACAAAUAAGGAUUUUACUUUCAAAGCAGGACAAUGGGUCGAUUUUUUUAUUCCUGGAGUAUCUGUAGUUGGGGGAUUCUCGAUAUGUUCAAGCCCUGGCCUGUUAGAACGAGAAGGAAUUCUAGAGCUGGCAGUAAAGCACACUGUUCAUCCUCCUGCUCACUGGAUUCACACUGAGUGUACUCUUGACUCAGAAGUGGCUCUGCGAGUGGGAGGUGAUUUCUUCUUUGAUCCUCAGCCUGGUGACUCCCCAGUAAACCUAGUGCUGAUAGCAGGGGGUGUUGGAAUUAACCCAUUGUUUUCUAUACUGCUGCAUAUAGCAGAUCUUCAUGGAUACCAAGAGGGUAAAGGAAAUAGACACAAAUUGGGAACAGCGAAGUUGUACUACAGUGCAAAAAAUACGAACGAACUCUUAUUUAAGAAAAAUAUUCUUGGUUUGAUGAAGGCGUUUCCUGGAAAGAUCACAUGUUGUUUCCACGUCACCCAGCAGCACUCACAGAUCUGUAAAGAACUGCAGCCACAUAUUACAGAGGGAAGAAUAUCUGAAAAGGAGCUAGAGAAACACGUAUCCAGUGAUACUUCAUGGUAUAUCUGUGGUCCCCCUCCAAUGAUAGAGUCUAUAUCCAAACUACUCACUAACAUUGGUGUUCCAAGAAACUGUGUUUUCUUUGAGAAAUGGUGGUAGUGACACCUGCUGAAGAGAAAAUUGUAUUAUUUUUUUCCAGCGCAUUUUGAUAAGCUAAAAUGUACAGAAAUGAACUAUGAAUCAUUUGGAAGAUUUUAAUGAAGAUGUCCUCUAUGAUGAAGGUGGUCCUUUAAUUUAACUGUAAUACACCUGUAAUACAGUGCUGCUGCUUUUGAGGGGAAAGAAAAGUGAUUUUAUAUUAAAGACAUUAACUGUU